ACAGUAGGUCACAAGAUGGCAGAGCGUGCGCGGGCGUCUACGACAUACAAGUCUUCUGCAAGAACCGCCAGAAUUUUGGCGUUAGUGCCUAAGUCUGGUGCUGGUUCCGACAUCGAGAACAGUGAUUCUUCUGAAGAUGAAGUUUAUUAUGCACGCAAAAUUGUGGAAAACAAGAUCGUUGAGGGUUCUGAUUUAAGUUCAGAACCACCAUCACUAGGAUCUUCAUUUGAAAAUUCAAUUUUCAAAUGAAGAUCUUCAUUUACUUUCAGAUAGUGGUGAAGAUACAGUUUUCAUAACAACUGUAAGCUCGUCAGUGAUUGACUCGAAUAUUAAUUCAUGUCAUCAAGUAUCGACCCCAUCUUAUCUUGGUCCAGAUUCACCGUCUAUACUAGCUUCAGUUUCAGUUCCAACUGCUUCAGAUAGCCAAAACCAGCAAAUCAAACACCAAAGUCCACUGGCUACAAUCAUUUCAUCUAUACCAGCUUUCAACGUUUCGCAAAUUUCACCAUUAGCUGGUCGAAAUGAUUUUAACAUUGCAUCUCCAUCUGGUGGCACUCGAUCGAAGAAAAAAACUACAGUUGUUGUCAAAAAGGCACUUGUACGCGUAAAGCGAAUAGAUACGAAAUGGACUUGUACGAAAUCGUUUAAAGGUAAAGCAGAUAUUGAAGUUAGAAUGUUCCCGCCAUCACUGCAAUCUAGGUCACCGUUAGAGUACUUUCGGAUGUUCUUUGACGAUGACCUUAUAGAAUUGAUUGUCCAGCAAACUAAUUUGUAUCACAUGCAAACAAAAAGCACACCACUUAAUGUCACAACGGAUGAAAUAAGGGAUUUAAUUGCGAUACAUUUAUUGAUGGGUGUAGUAAACAUGCCUGCUUACACAGAUUAUUGGUGUAAAACGCUGCGUUACAAUAAAAUUGCUAACAUAAUGCCAUUAAAACGGUUUCAACAGAUCCGAAGAUAUUUACACUUUGCUAAUAAUUUACAAGAUGAUGGAGACAGGUACUUUAAAGUUAGAAAUCUUUUAGAAAGUAUACGCCGUAAUUGUCUCAAAAUUGAAGAGGAAAAUCGUUUCAGCAUUGACGAAGUGAUGGUGCCUUAUAAAGGUACACGAGCUGGUUCACGUAAACAAUACAUUAAAAAUAAACCCCGUAAAUGGGGUUUUAAAGUAUUCGUUCGCGCAGGAGUAUCCGGUAUUAUUUAUGACUUUUUGGCAUACGGUGGAGAGGAUACUUUUCGUUAUCAUGAUUUUACGGAAGAUGAAAAUGGCAUGGGUUUAGGCGCAAAAGUUGUAUUAGCUUUAUCCAAGACAAUCAAACAACAAGCUUGUUCAGUGCUGUACUUCGACAAUUUUUUCACUUCUCUGGAGUUACUGAAGCAUUUGAGAAAUGAAUAUGGCAUCUUUGCUUUAGGGACUAUAAGGCAAAAUAGACUUCGAGGGGCUGCAGCUAAACUGCCGACUGAUAAAAACUUAAAGAAAAGAGGCCGUGGAUCUUUUGCCCAGGUCAUUCCUAAUGAAUGCAAAAUAGCGGUAAUUAAAUGGUUUGACACUAAAUGUGUCACUGCGGCAAGUACGUACACUCACUCCCAACCAGUGCAACAAGUGUGGCGAUAUUGCAAAAAAACAAAAAGCAGAAACCCUGUUACAUGUCCCAACAUAAUUAAAGAAUAUAACAAUAAUAUGGGAGGUGUGGAUCUUGCAGAUAUGCUUGUUGCACUUUAUCGGACUGAAAUGCGAGCACAUCGUUGGUAUAUUCCUUUAUGCUCACAGCUUCUUGACAUAUGUGUUAAUAAUGCAUGGCUCAUCUAUCGUCGUGAAAACAAAGGUAAAAAGCAUAUGAAACUCAAAGUUUUUCGAUGUGCCAUAAGUAAUGAUCUCAACACAUUUCAAAGAACAAAGGAGAUUGCUAAUACUUCUAGAGGUGCGCAUUUUGUCACACCACAAAUAUCUGACUAUGGCCGAUUGGACCAAAUUGGGCACAUGCCAUCUUUUGCAAGUAAAGGCAGAUGCAAGAAAUGCAUAAAAAGUCAGACUAAAUUCAUAUGUGUGAAAUGUAAUGUACGUCUUUGUUUAGUAGAGGGUCGUAAUUGUUUUUUUGAUUAUCAUACUAAGUCAGCCUAAUUUUUUUACUAAACCUAAUUUUAACAACAUUUUUUUAUAAGUCCUUAAUUUAUAUAAAUAUUAUAUUUUUUUAAUUUGUGAUGAUUGUUUAGCAUUAUUUACCAUGUGAUGCCUUGAUUUAAAGGUUACGAUUGUUGAUAUCUUUAAUACUGAUUGUUGAUCUCUUAUUUUAGUAGCAUUUUUUCUUUAUAAAUAAACAUACGAUACUUAAUAGAUAAAUAGUUGUAACUUUAGUUUGUGAUAAUUGUUUAACAACAAAGAUAAUAUAGAUUUGACUUGAUCUAAAGGUAAAAGUUGAAUUUGUUGAUGUUUUUUACUUAUUUUUGAUCUCUUAAAUGAUUAUGAUAAUUAUAUGGGCAAUAUAAGCAAAACAGAUAGUUUUUUAUAAAAUACUUCAUAUUAAUAAAACAUUGAUUGGA
This is a messenger RNA of Parnassius mnemosyne (clouded apollo), 2538 nucleotides long. The record is from the annotation of a GenBank genome assembly. NCBI's taxonomy places the organism in Eukaryota, Metazoa, Arthropoda, Insecta, Lepidoptera, Papilionidae.